Molecule: messenger RNA, 2160 nt
Organism: Lodderomyces pseudojiufengensis
Lineage: Eukaryota; Fungi; Ascomycota; Pichiomycetes; Serinales; Debaryomycetaceae
Gene: EXO84
Product: exocyst subunit
Exons: 1
Coding region: 1-2160 (719 amino acids)
Biological process (GO): Golgi to plasma membrane transport; intracellular protein localization; exocytosis
Cellular component (GO): exocyst
Source: RefSeq, a predicted model, not a curated record
AUGGAAAAACUAAGAAAUAGAAAAAGCAGAGCAGGAUGGCAGAAUAAAUCAGAAGCUGUUAACCCGUAUGCGAAUGCGAACUUAAAUCUCGAUAGAGUUGAAACAAAUCGAACUUACACGAAUUACAAUAAUCAACACCAACAGAACCAAUUGAAUCCAAAUCAUAUAUACUCCAAUAAUGCUCACAAUAAUAGUAACAACAAUCUACUAAGAGUUCCAACUUCCGAUCCCUCGAGACAUAAUAGAAGAUAUAGUAUUCACCAAGCAGCUCAACAACAACAUAGGAAAUAUUCAGCUGGUGAACAUCAAAAAUUUGAUGCAACUGGUGCUCCACCUUUACCCCGAUUAGAAUCAAACAAACCGACGACGAUUGAGCAGAAAAUAAUUAAUGAAUUGGGGCAAGGAUCAGCUGCAGAAGUAGAUGAUUAUUACAAAUCUUUAGUCAAGCAGAAACAGUUAAUUGAUAGAGAUAUAAAACAGAAUAUAAACCAGAAUCAAAAAAAUAUCCUAGAAUUGACGAAUGAUUUGAAAGACACUCAAGAUGAAUUAGAUAGUAUGAGAGCAACUACCAAAGAUCUUUUUGAACUUUUUGACGAAGUUAAAGAUAUUGCUGAAAGAAGACUAAGUCUGGAAUAUGAUGCACCACAACAACAAUAUCAGCAACAACAGCAACAACAGUCAAAUCAAAAUCGACAACAAAAUAAUAAAGAUAGAUCGUCCGUUUUAGUUCUAGAAAAAAUGUGGGCAAAAGAGUUACAAUCACUUUUCAAACAUGUUGAUGGAGCUUCCAAAUUCAUUCAACCUAUACCCGGGAGACACGUAUUAGCAGAAAGUGGACGAUGGCAUGAAGUUAAUCCAGGAACAUGGAAGCCUAAGAAUGCUGGCCAUUUGUUUGUGCUAAAUGACAUGCUCCUAAUUGCGUCAAAGAGACUUGUUGAUUCAACAGGUGGGAAAUCAAAUAGAUUACAUGCCAUUCAAUGUUUUCCAUUAACUCAAGUAAGUUUGAAUCAAAUCAAACCACCAAAAGAUGAUACACUUUAUUUCAUUAAUAUCAAGACAAAAUCUUUAAAUUAUGUUUAUCUGACUGAUAGAUAUGAUCAUUUAAUUAAAGUUACAGAAGCAUUUAAUAAGGGUAAAAAUGAAAUGAUGCAUAAUCAAAGACUUAUAAAUGAUUCAGGAUCAAAUGAGCAUUCAAAUGAAACAAAAGAUGAGAAAAGACAAUUAAGAGAAAGUAUUAGAAAUUCUGGUUCACACGAAGAUGAGAAACGUGUCAGUGGAAGCGGAGCUGGUGGUCAUAAAAGAAGUUCAAGUGAAUUUUUAUUGCAUGACAUUAGUGCUAAAGUCCAUUCUAGAAAUAAAUCACAUGAUUUUGGUAAAAAUGUGUCAGUAAAUGGUAAGUCACAAUUUUUUAACGAAAUAAAACAAUUAGAAGACAAACUUGACGAAGUUGAUAUUAAUAUAUCACAUAAUGAGAUAUCAGACGCGGUAAAUUUAUUAAUUCAUAUUGAACAGAAACUCAACAAAAUUGAAAAAUAUAUUAAACAUUUAGACCUGGAUGAGACUUUAUUACUUGAUGUUUCUAAACUAAAAAUAUUCAACAGGAAAGAAGAAAUAAUCAAAAAUUUACUAUUUGAUUUACAAAAUAAUAUUUUUAAAUUAAAGUUAGAUGAAAUAGAAUUGAUUUUGAUUUUGUUUGAAAAAUUGGAUCAAUUGGAAACAGGUAUUCAAUCAUACCUUGAAUCAACAUCUUUAUAUUUAUCGAAAACAAUAUCAAAAUUAAUAGUUGGAUUACAAGGUAGCACAAAGGUAGAUGUCAUUAAUUAUUUAUCUAAUUUAAUGGUUAUUAAUGUCUCGAUCGUUAAAAGGACAAUACUCGCAUACACAACAAAGAUAGAAAAGAUUUUGAAACAAAGUAAUAUAAGUCACAUUGAUUCGUCAGGAUUAAUCGAUUGGUGCACAGAAGAAUUUCAAAAAUUGUUCAAACAAGUUAGGAAACAUUUAUAUGGCACUUUAUUAAUUUUUAAUGGUUCAGAGUAUCAAAUUAAAGACGAAAUGCUAUACGAUGAAUUUAAAAGAAUGUUAAAUUUACAAUUGGAAGAAUUGAAAUCAAUCGGAUUGAACGUCGAUUAUAUCUUUGCACCAAUAAUAAACUUAAAAUAA